AUGAGCUAUCCUCAGAAGGACGUAUGUAAAUGGGCGCUUAUGCACCAUAAUAGAAGGAGCAGAAGAGCGAGCUGCUUCAAGCCUAAGCCAGAACUGCAAACAGUAGUAAUACCGCCGCCCGUAUCACCGUACAGAAUGGUGUCUGUGGUUGCAAGAUGGACCAGAGGAGUGAGCUGCUUCAAGCCUAAGCCAGAACUGCAAAAAGUAUCAAUACCGCCGUCAAGGCCCUCUCCGUCCCCACUGGAAGCGGCGGCACCCACCACGCGUGGAGGCGCGCUCGCGCGCGCCAAGAAAUCUACUGCCUCAGCCAACUCCCGGACCACGGUGGCUGCCAAACCAAGCAGUGCGCCGAAGAGGAAACCGGUCAUCACUUCCUCGGUGACGGGGAGGAAUCUACUGACGGGCUGGCCCAUUAAGAAAAUAGCGGCAGCGACAAUAACAACAACGACAACAAGAAAGAGCGGGACGCCGUCCAGCACCGCUGAUGGACGACCUCCAUCCACGGGGGGUCCCGUCACCCCGCCGACCGUGGAUCUUACCACACCUCCAGCGGGGACCGGCGCCGCCAAGAGGACCAGCGGCGGGUCAGUGCCAAUGAGGAGGCCGAGCGGGGGUGCAUCCACCACCUUGACCCCUCCCGUAAAGGAAAAGGAGAGAAGCCCGGGGACGAAGAGAAGGAGCACCCAGGCUACGACGGUGCCUCCUCAACCUGGCCUGCCCCAACGGACAGCAGCCAGGAAGGUGACCCCCGCCGUCACCUACGUUGAACUAACCAGAGGCACGUCGACCGUCACCACAACUAUGACGACGAGGAGGAUGGCACGGGCGACCUCCCUCCCGCCUGUGCCGAGAAACGACAGAGAUGGGGGUGCAUCUACCACCCAAACGCCCUCCACCAUGCCAGUGACGGUGCCGUGCACCUUCGCGACGGCGAGGACAUUGACCUUAACGACGACCUCGAUCUAUAGCAAGCCGGUGGCCGUCGUCACCGUCGCUACAAGAAGAAGUGGGGGGGGGGGGGGAAUCUCGCCGAGUGGGCUGAAGAAAAAGAUCCAGGAAGACACGGUGCUCCUGGAAUCUGCGACGACGACCAGGGCGCAGGCUGCCAGGGCAACCACCGAGCCCCCGAGCCCCCCAGCGGAUAUGGGCCCUGAGACGGUGAGCGACACGGCCACUCCCACAACACCGGAGGAGCGCCCUGUGACGAAAUGGAGCUGGUGUUUGUUAGGUCGUCUAUUGCGGGAGGUAUGCGCUGAGACAGCGGAUGUCUCGAAUGCGCUGGUUCUGGGUGUUGUCAGGUGCUCUGCGUCUUGUGGUUCUUCGGAACCCCGUACGCUUGGUGGAGUGUUUGGUAUAUAG
Molecule: messenger RNA, 1359 nt
Organism: Osmia lignaria (orchard mason bee)
Lineage: Eukaryota; Metazoa; Arthropoda; Insecta; Hymenoptera; Megachilidae
Source: RefSeq, a predicted model, not a curated record